AAACGGAAAGUUGACAAAGUUAUAAGGGACGGAGGGAGUAUGUAUUUGACACGUGGUGCAAGGUCAGAAAUGAUGAUGCCUUUCCUCCUGACACGUGUAAAAGCACGUACUCUCAUACUCCGUAUUCAACACUGAAUCUCUCAAUUUCAACAGCAAACUGAGCAAAUCAUCUUCUACCGAAAAAACUCCUAUCCUGAUCGUCUCGGUUCUAGUUGCAGGAGUUAUGCUGAAACGUGGAAACAGGUCACAGAAGCAAUUAAACAAUGCUCGGCUUGUCAGGUUGCCGAUUUUCAUUGUGUUCUUUUUACUCUUCUGUGCAUCAAUCCUCAUUUUCUUUGGGAGAAAUGGCAAGAGAUCUGAUCAUCCAUCCCCACGCACAUCAAAACAGCAUUUGAGUACCUUGAGUUCUUCUUCGGUAAAGCUGGAUCCCUUUGUGGAAAUCAAGAACGGGACCGAAUUGGUAUGGCAAAUACCCGAAAAACCCAAAGCGGUUUUAUUUCUUGCCCACGGCUGUAAUGGCAAAGCAACCGACUUUUGGGACAAAACGCCUAAUUGCCCAAACUGCACUGGCCUUCCAGAAGAAAGGCUCAUUGUGAUGAACGCCCUUUCAAGAAAGUUUGCAGUUCUUGCCAUAUCCAGUUCUAGAAGAUGCUGGUCAUUCGGAGAAGAAAGGUAUAAGGUUAAACACAUUAUAAAUUCGUGGGUAUCUGAGCAAAAUCUGGAAAAUAUUCCCCUUAUAGCUCUGGGCGCUUCCUCAGGUGGAUACUUCGUUUCUCUUGUUGCCACUGAUAUUCAGUUCAGUAGCAUUGUUCUAAUGAUUGCUGAAGGUUUGUAUGAUAAAAUUGAUCUAAGAAAGGGAUAUUACCCACCCACCCUGUUUGUCCACAUGCCCAGAGAUGGAGCUAGAAAGCUUAGCAUUGAUAGAUUCAUCAUGCUUUUGAAGGAGAAUGGUGUUGACGUUGGAGAGAUUGAGUGUUUGGAGUUUCCACUUUCACCCGAGUUUUUUGCUGGUCGGGUUCCGGGUCUGGAUCUGACUGUUUCUGCUAAACUGUUUGAGUUGUUUCAGAAGAAGGGCUUUGUAGACAAGAGGGGUUUUAUGAGAAAGGAUGGACGGGCUAUACGAUGGGAUGUGGCUAUCAAGAAGGAAUUGAAGUCUCUUCUUCCUGAUAUUUCUUUGCUCAAACAUAUUCAAGAAGAAAUGAAUCUUGCUUAUGGGUAUCAUGAGAUGACGAGCUUGCAGUCUGAACAAAUCUUUAACUGGUUUGAAUCUCAUUUGAGCAAACAGGUAAUUUGAUAUCAAGAAUGUUAUAGGAUUUGAUGUGUUCAGUCAGAUCAGUGGUUAGAAAUCCAAAUAGUGCGUUUAACCCUUCUUAAUGUUAUGUUUCAUGAGCAGUAAAUGAUACCAGAUUUCUAUGGUGAAGUGUUGAGGCUUGAUGUUUUGCAUGACCAGGAGAAAAAAGGGGAGAUAUUGGUGGUUAUUACUACAGUAGUACUAUUUUUUUUUCACUAUUGACUAAGAGUAGUACUCCGUAAAAUAGUACCGGUGGGCGUAGCUCAACCGGUAAUGAGGGAGUGUCAAAAGGGUUGGGUCCCGGGUUCGAAUCCCGCCAACUGCGAUGAGGGGUUACUAUACCAAAAUGCAUAGGGUCUCUGCAAGUACCGGGGACAAAGCCUCACUCUCUAUCUGUCAGAUUGGGAUUAUAGUCCAAUUUACCUCUCCCAACGUACCGUCCUGUCGGGGUUGGAGGCCUCAGGCAUGGAGUGUCAUCCUUUUUUUCCCGUAAAAUAGUAAUUCUAAAUUAUCGGUUCAUAAAUAAGCUUUUCAAUAACCGACUUCCACAUUGAAUUUUAAGUUAAAAUUUCGGGGAGAUAAUGUACACUUUAGGAAGAACAUUAUCACAAAAUUUCAUCAAAUUUUUUUACCGGAAACCACCUUUCCGGUUCCGGUCAGAAGCUCCAGACAAGAAAUGUGCUCUCCCCGGUUCCGGUCAGAAGCUCCUGACAAGAACGGUGCUCUUUAUAUGUACUGCUGGCUAAUCCCAUGCGGCCGGCUCGUUUCAGGUUUUUCCUCUAUUGUUUUGAAAUUAAAUCAUAACCACAGGCUCAAUGGCUCUUGCCUCAUUUAACCUCUUAGGUUUGACUAUUGGAUGAUGUCGAUUUUUAAAUUUAAUAUCUCAUUGUAUUAAGUUGAAGAAAUAGUCUGUUGGCUGGAAGGUCGGAAGAAACAACUAUGCAUAGAGGCGGCAAAGCUACUGAGCUGCUAUAGAAGGGGAGGUAGAAGAAGACAUGGAGUGUCAUGGACUUUGCCUAUACAUAACUAUGCAUUUCCGGUUAGGGGGUGGCACCUACUUGCCUCUUGAUUCUGCCCCUACACAAUUUAUACCUAUAACUAUGGAGUUUUUGCCAUUUUCGAUUCCCGACUAUUGUGUCAUUGACACUUUUGGUACUCGAAUUUUAAUUUUUUCAAUUUUAGUCCUCAACUAUUGUGUUUCGGACAUUUUUAGUCCUUGCCUUCAAAGUUUUCCCCAUUUAGUCCCCGAGUAUUAUCAAAUUGACAAUUUUGAUUUUGACACAAUAAGUGGAGGACUAAAAAUAUCAUUAUUAUAAUAGUUGAAUGAAAAAAAUACGUCACUUUUAUGAAAGUCAGAGGACCAAAUAUGGGAAUUUGCAAAGACGAGUACCAAAAGUGUCCGUAGUGCAAUUGUCGAACACUAAAAGGGGAAAAAAUCAAAGUCGGGUAUCAAAAGUGUCAAUGGUAUAAUAAUUAGAGGAAUAAAAGUGACAAAAACUCAUUUAUGGGAAGCAUUAAAAACUUUAUAUCGAUUCUUUAGGAGGACAUCAUAAGAUGGAAGGAUGCUAUUCAGAAGCUUUAGCUUAUUAGAGAGUGUUUUGACAUCCAUUAUGAAGAAAGAUAGAUUGUAAUACUCGAG
Cuscuta europaea is the source of this 2930-nucleotide messenger RNA. The record is from the annotation of a GenBank genome assembly. NCBI's taxonomy places the organism in Eukaryota, Viridiplantae, Streptophyta, Magnoliopsida, Solanales, Convolvulaceae.